GUACGCGCACCAGCAGCGGAUUGUUUACAACCUCAUCUGCACGAUUAGAAAAAGGCGCGAGGGGCAUUCCCUUAUCAUUCUCAAAUGGCGUUUGGCGGCACCGUGGAACUUUGCAUUUGGUUGUUGGAUUUUUCGUGACAUUGUUCAUGCUUUGCGCAAGAUCAAUGUGAAGAGAUCUUCCGAGGCCUAUAGUGUGAAGCAUUCAAGUGUAUGGUCAUUCAGUGGGGGCAGACAAGUGAACCACUCUGCUCAUGUUAGCUCUGUGAAUUGAUGUGAUUCAGUAUGGCAGAUGUUGCUAAACGACGGAGUAUCUUCAUCUGCAACAUUCCACCAGCUUCCUCGGUAGAAGCACUGGAGGGAUUUCUCCGACAAGAGUUGGAGUCAUGUGGACAGGACAGAGGUCAACUUGUGCAAAUUAUUUUUCCAGUGAGCUCCUCAAGUCCACAUCAGGCAUUGGCUACAUUUCAAGAUGAAAAGGCUAUGGUUGCCUUAAUGAGGAAGAGACUCCACUUUGAUGGAGAGCACUUGGUAACACAUCCCUUCCUGUCGCAUGUUUUCACCUCUGUGAUGGCCACCAUCAACCCAGAUAUCACAGAACUCUUUCCCUUCAACUCUCAAGGCUUCUGCAGACUCCUGGAGAAACGAUCAGGGGUGGAGUGCCGUAAAAUGGAGGCUGCAGACAGCUGUGGCUUGAGGCAUCCUUCUCAGACCCAGCUGUUGGACCAGCAGUAUGUGCUCGCAGGGAGUUGGUACCAGUUGCAGAACGCUCGUAAAUUCCUGCAAGAAUGGAUGGUUGACGAGACCAACAGGGCACAGUUAAAUGACAAAGCUCUGAGAAAAAACGACGAGAGAGCAGCAGAUGUCCCUUUGCCAUCAUUCAUCGGUGGAUCCAAGGAAAGCCCAGAGGAAGAAACUAGAAGCUCAUCUUGUGAACAUGGUGAUCACGAUAGGACAGGGCUUCAAGAAAAGUAUGCUUCUGGACCCAACAUGGAGGGCCUUGAUACAACGGAUGCAAGUGAAGGGUCUGAAGAUGAGAGAAAGCCCAAAUUAAGAGGAAGAAAGGUUGCAGCCUCAUUUGAAGAACUGUCGGAUCACAACAGUCCUGGAGCUGAUUGUGAAGGCAUUGAUUCAACAGAUCGUCACCACUCACCCCCGUCAAAUGAUGAGAUGCCACUAGACAAUUCUUCAUCCAGAGGUUCUCUACAUCACCAGGAGCCUCCUGAAUCCUCACACCCUACAUCUAAAACUACAGAGGAUGACAGAGACAGCUUCACCCUUCCACCAAAAGACCAAGGGAUUUCAUCAGACCCACUAGUGGAGGGCACUGCCAAAGGGAGUACGUCUUCUCUUGCAUCAGACAGAGAUUCUGGGAGACCAGAUGAUGACUGGAGAUCGUUGAUUACCCCCAACUCUUUUGGUCCAACAGCUGUUGCAUCUGUGUCCUCAGAGAGAAGUGAGGACAGGAUAACUGUGGGCUCCAGUCUAGAUUACCUGAAGCAUGUGAGGGUCCCACGAACACCGCUGGCCAGUCUAGAGUCAGAGCUCCAUGGCCAAGAAUCAUCUGAAACAGCUGCCCUCAGGAUUGGGAGUGCUGUCAGUAAAAAAGAUGAAGAAACCCUGUCACCCAGGGAUGACCUGCAUACAAACUCCACAGAGCAUCUUCAAUCAAGUUCUACGGUCACUGAAGAUAGAGUCAUGGAUGGUGAUGAUGAUGAAAUAGUGGAAGGUAUUGGAUCCCUGCCGGUCGAUCCAGGAGUCUUCAGUUACAUCUUGUUAAAGGAGAGUGACCCCAUCCGUGAUAUUGAGGAGAGGUUUGGUGUCAAGUUCUCAAUGCACGCAACCAGAGAAACCAAUGAUAGUGAUGCUGAAAGUGCCCUGCUGAAGAUAACACCCACCACAGAAACAACUGACAUGGCUCAAGCUCAUGACGGGUUUAUCAACUUCUACUCUGUUAUAUUCUCCACCCUUCACCACCGGGCCAUUACAACGACAGAUAAGGCAUUUGAUUCAGAAACCCUCAUGAAGACAGUUGACAUGAUCCAUAAAUUGUACGAAACCGUCUUAGUGACGGUGACUAAUCACAAAGUCCUCAUAUAUGGACCAAGUGAGGUUGAUGUUCGUCUGGCAAAAAUGUUGAUCCUUGACUCAUUGAAAGAAACACCAGUGGAUCCAUCAGGCCAACAAGGUCCUUCUGGAUUUAGAAGGCAUGAUAGAGAUUAUUCUUCUGCCAUGAGAAGCGCUGAUCUAGCAUGUGCUCAGCGAACUUCAGAAGUUAGCCCAGAUGAGAACAGCCCUGAAGGAGAUGGUCAGGGAGGGUAUUCUGUUGCCAGAAGGGAGCACAGUGGCUCAGAUAACAUUGAUGGCAUCCUUGAGACACAGACUCAAGCCCGUGAAAAUGAGCCAGAAUUUACUAUCAGGGAAGGGCUCAAUUUAAGCUCUUCCGAUCUUGAAGAAGACAGUUCCCCACAAAUGCCAGCAGUUGGAAAUGGACUCAAGCAGACGUAUCCCAGUGGGAGGCUCACUGGAGCCAGGGCACGGUUUGAAGAUGAUGCAGCAGAUUAUCAACAGGUUGGAGGCCCCAGAAUUCUGAAUCCAAGCACUGCUUCAGAAGCUGAGCCUGUGGUAUCACCUGAAAUGACUGACUCGAGAGCUGAAAGCACAAGGGCAGCUAGGGAGAUCACAAGGUCAGCUGGAGAGGUCACAGUAGAGCAAGACAGGAGGAGUUUUUCUCAAAAGGAAGAUAGUAUGGCAAAUGUUAUACCUGUUGAUCCAGGGGUGUUUGCAUUUAUUCAUGCACAAAAGCACACCAUUCUCUGCGACAUUGAGCAAAACUAUGGUGUUAAAUUCAAAGUGAAGGGGGACCCUGACAGUGACGUGUACAUGGUUGAAGUGGAAUCCGUGACAGCUGACUCAGAAACAGCUGCUCAGCAGGGUAGAGAGGCAUUUGCCAAUUUUUACCAGGAGGUGUUUGUAGGCUUGGAGCAUCGUGCCAUUAGCCUUGGAGACUUUGAGGCUUUAUCCACUGAUUGCCUGGCAGGAAUCAUUGAAGAGAUGGAGCAUUCUUUCAGUGACCUCUUGUUCAGGGUCGCAGACAAUAAGGUGCUGAUUUAUGGUCAGGGCUGGCAAAAUGUUGACUUGGCCAAAGACAUGAUGUGUAGGCGGCUGCGUGGCUGUCCGAUGUUGUCUCCAGAGGUGCAGCAGCAUGGUGAUGACACAGACCUUGAAAGCCUCAGUAGUGACAGCAUGGUGAACCGACUGUAUCACCUGAGAUACAGCUCAUUCGCUCCUGAAUCUCCAGAUGCUGACAAGAUGAGGGCACUGUUACACAAUGGAGAUACUCCAGUGGUGAAUGGGCCUGGUGAUACAGGUGGGAUGAUGCUGAACAGCCAAGAGCACCUGAGUAGAGAAAAUGGUCAGGGUCAUCUGCCCUCCCAACAUCCCUCCACUUCUGUUGUUGAACAGAAGUAUACAGAGCAAAAGGAGCAGCCCAUGAUACAGAACGAAUAUAGCAGGUUGUUAAAUGAUUCCAGUGAUUUCCAUUCCUUUAAUAGUAAGAAUGCAAACUCUCAUGAUAAAAAUGACACUCUCACCCAUUUGAGAAAUUCUGGAGAUCCAAACGGAACCCUUGGAAAUGUUACUUACAGGUUACAAGAUGGCCGUCUGAUAUUUAAGCUCUCCUCAGGCAUUCGUGUUCGGGUUUACUGUCACGACAUCACCAUGAUUCGAGUGGAUGCCAUUGUGAAUGCUGCAAACGAGACACUAUCGAAUUAUGCUGGUGUUGCUGGUGCCAUCCGCCGUGUUGCAGGGGAAGUCAUGCAAGCGGAUUGCAACAGUUACAUCGCCAAACAUGGCCUGCUGUACCCAGCCAAGGUCAUCCACACAGGUGCUGGGAACCUGCCCUGCAAGUUUGUGCUUCACGCUGUGGGGCCGAUGUGGGAAGACUACCCAAACAAACAGCAGUGCCGUCAGACCUUGAGAGCCACAGUCGUGAAGUGCUUGCGCACUGCAGAUGAGAAGCUUCAAGUGUCAACCUUAGCCAUGCCCUUCAUCAGCUCAGGAAUUUUUGGAGUGCCUUUUGAAUUUUGUGUUGAAGAGAUCUGCAAGGCUUUGCUUGAUGUGAACCGGAGACGAGUAGCUUCCCCUCAUUGUGUCUUACAAGAGGUGCACAUUGUGGACUUGGACAGUGUAACUAUCCAGCAGGCACAGGACAUCAUGAUCAAAAUGCUCAGUCAAGAAGCAAGUGCUGGCUCAGGUGUUGCUCAAGGAAUGAAAGAGGUUGGUGUAAGGGAGACUUUGUUGGAGUCUGGGGCCAGUGGAAGUGGAGGUUAUGAAAGGAAACGAGACAUUCCUGUGGGCAAUGAAGACGGGGCGACUAAGAGCCAAAGCAGCCGCAAGCAACGAGGAGCAUCAGCAAGGCUGUCAGAGUCACAGCAGGGGAGCAGCAGUUCCUCGGGCGAAGACGUUCAUGCACCUCAUAAAAACCUGAAGUAUGCCCAGAUGGAGGACUACAGCCUUCCUGCAAGCCGGCCAGCGAUAGUUCGAAGUGCUUCACUACCAUACCUACCCAGGGAUGAUGACGAUGAUGAUCCAAGAAGGACUCACUGGGCAUACAGAACAUCGGGCCCGAAUGCAUCUCAGGGUAGGGAACUGAAGAGUCAAGAGCGGUCAUCACAUGGGAGGAAGUCAGACCUACCUAGAGAGAGAGUACGAGAGAAGGCACUCAGAGCCAAAACUGCACCUGCCGUCUCACAUACUGAAACAAGACAGGAGAAGCAAGUCAUCGAGCUUCUUGAUGCCUUUUCCAAAGCCCCGCCCUCCCCUGAGCUCUCGAGAAAAACUGAGAGGGAGCUCAAUCGCCUGUUGUCAGAACAGGAGAGAGGAGCCAGGGAGAAGCAGCAGAGGCCCAUUCGACGCACCCAGAGUCUGGACAGGUCACGCCCACGCCAAAAAUGCUUUGUCUGUUCUUCCACAUGGAACCUGUUAAAGCGGAAAUCCUGCGAGCACUUCAUCUGUGAAGAUUGCAAGAGUGCACGGUUGGACGUCGGCAGAUGCAAAGAGUGUAGCAAAUCAAAGAUUGGAAAGGAAGCAGAGAAGAGGUGCGAUCACUGCCUCUGCUCCACCAAACACUUGCUUGUCAACUGCAAGGGUUGUGAAAAUGCCAUAUGCAUAAAAUGCGUGGCAAAAGGACUGGACACCUGUCAAAACUGUAUCGAACGUAUUCACUCUUCAGUUUCUGAGGGACAUGCAGAGAAAAAGCCACCCAAAGUCAGACGGCCAAUCACUGCAGCUCGAACCUCUUUGAUGGACACCAAAAAUGACUACCGCAUCAAGACAAGCAUCAAAGGUGCGGCUAGCACUCGGAGGAAGCCUAUGUUGGGGUUGAACCAGCCAGUGGACAUUGUCGCGUACAGUUAUUCAAACCCCGCUGGAAUGAACGGAUUGGCAGUAGCACACUCUUCCCAUUCCACGAACUCGGCAUUCACCAAGGAGUUUGUGGCUGAGGAGGCCCCUCACGAAGAAAUUCUCAGACGUCUCUCGCGAGAGCAAGAAGCGAGACAUCCGAUCUUUCCAAAAGACACAGUUAGCAGUCGAUCAUCAGUCACAGAGAGCUUGCUGACCAACCAUAGGCAGUCAAAGAAGCAUGCUAGUAAAACGGAUGAUCUUGAAGUUAUUGGCCAGAGCUCGGCUUCCAUCUCAAGGCAACAGGAACCAAUAUGUGUUAUCUGCAUGGACAAGAUCAAGGAUCCCAAAUCACUUCCAUGCAAACAUACAUUCUGUACCCCUUGCAUUGAAAAGCAAUUUCAGUUCAAGCCAAUCUGCCCGGUCUGUGGUGCAUGCUAUGGUCAGUUACGCGGUGACCAGCCAGAGGGCAGCAUGAACUGUAGGACAGUUUCCACAGAUCUGCCUGGAUACCCAGACUGUGGAACUAUCAUCGUCACUUACACGUUUCUGGAUGGAAUUCAAGACGAGCAACAUCCCAACCCAGGGCAAAGGUACCACGGCACUCAACGCCAGGCCUACCUGCCCAACAACAGACAUGGCCAGGAGGUCUUGACGCUCCUGAAGAGGGCUUUUGAUGCCCGUCUUCUGUUCACCGUCGGCCAGUCAGUCACCACGGGCUUGGCCAACAGGGUUGUGUGGAACGACAUACACCACAAGACUAGACAGACAGGUGGACCAGAGAGGCAUGGAUACCCGGAUCCUACGUACCUUCAGAGAGUGAGAGCAGAGCUUGAGGCAAAAGGCAUCAAGUAAAAGACAGAAACAUCAUCAAGACUUCAUGAGAAUAUCUCUCCUGUACAGAGCUUGUGAAUGGGACAGAAUACAAGAGCAGCUCAUAUGUUUCAUCAUAAUUUAACCUUGCUCAGAACAGACUUUGCACAUGUAAUGAAUCUCAAAUGUAAUCCAGAGGUACAUGUACAUGUAUGUGCUUGUACAAAAGCUUUAUGGUAAACAUGGAGUGGUUUCAACUUGGAAUUUGGAUCCCACUGGAAUUUUGCUGAAUAGCAGGAAACUAUUAUGACCCAAUUCAGUUUCUGGUGAAUUUUAAUAUUCAGUCAGUCCUUUUUUUGUGCUGUGUUGUGUUAGAUUUCGUGUGUCUUAGUUUUUGUGAUGGAUAUUUUGUCUUUAACUUGCCACUGGGGUGAAAAAAACCCCUUUUUUUUACAUUUUACUCUGCUGCAUAAUAUGUUCAUUUACAGCAUUGUGAUGCUGUCUUCACUGAGCUUGGAUAACUCAAUUACUUUGACGUUUUGAUCGCAGAAAGUUUAUUUGUGGUGAAAUCUUUUCUUAGUUUUCUUAUAUCACAUAGGAAUCAGUCAGCAAAAUUAACUUACAGACUACUUCAGUGGGUUACACUUUACAACACAGCUUUAAAUUUGAACAGGAAUUUUUAGAAUUUGCCGUAAUAUGCAUCCAAGCAACCGAACAUCACCCUUGGUAUCAUGAACUGUGUCUGUAUAAGAGACAAAAAGGCUGCUAAUGGUCAGUGCAGAAGAACAAAUUGAAACUUGAUCAAUUCCUAGAAUGUACAGUACAUGUAGAUUUGCGUUUCACUUCGCAUUCUUUUAUGUAUCAAAAAUCUGAUACACGUUUACGCAUGUUAUUUGUGAUGUGGAUUCUAUUAUUUUUCCACUUGCUGCCAAAUAGUUGUGCAUAUUGGUUGUAGACUGCAGUGUGGUUCAAUACCAGAUGGUUUUUUUCCCCAAAGAGUGCCUUACUGAAGACAGUUUGUGUAUGUUUGGAGGCUCUACUCUUCCUUUUUCUGCCAAAAGGGGACACGGGACAUUUGAUUGAAUUAGAUGGAAACAGGACUCUCAUGACUCUGAAGUCACAGCUUGACAUGUUCCAUAUUUAAUGACGAUGCUUCACCAGGUCAAAACAAUUUUGAAUCAUGGGGAAUUCAGAAUGAGCCCUCUGGCAAAAUUCCAUUAAAAAUAUCAUUGCACUCCUUCAUAGCUCCUCUUAAAUUAAUCUGAUAGCCUAUUUCUAAGAAACAAGGCAUAUGAUUAAAAAUAGAAGCAUUUCAAUUUAAAACAUUGAAAAAUUCAACAAGCAGAUGAAUCUGCUUUGUCCCCAUAAAAUCAGAUUUUUGUAUACGAUAGUUUACCAAGUAUACACCACAGCCACUUUAAAAAAAAACCC
Messenger RNA from Acanthaster planci (crown-of-thorns starfish), 7644 nucleotides. RefSeq lists its product as uncharacterized. Lineage: Eukaryota; Metazoa; Echinodermata; Asteroidea; Valvatida; Acanthasteridae. The record is from RefSeq and is a predicted model, not a curated record. Gene Ontology annotation, biological process: Notch signaling pathway; protein ubiquitination.